AUGACUAUCUCUGAUCAUCCUGAAACUGAAAAGAAAUGGUGGAAAGAAGCCAUGAUCUAUCAAAUCUACCCGGCAAGUUUUAAAGACUCUAACAACGAUGGCUGGGGUGAUUUGAAGGGGAUAACUUCCAAGCUGCAGUACAUCAAAGAUCUUGGUGCUGACGCUAUUUGGGUUUGUCCUUUUUACGACUCUCCACAGCAGGAUAUGGGGUAUGACGUAUCUAACUACGAAAAAGUUUGGCCAACUUACGGUACCAAUGAGGACUGUUUUGAGCUAAUUGACAAAACUCACAAGCUUGGUAUGAAAUUCAUCACUGAUUUGGUCAUUAACCAUUGCUCUACAGAGCAUGAAUGGUUCAAAGAGAGCAGAUCUUCAAAGACCAAUCCAAAGCGCGAUUGGUUCUUUUGGAGACCACCAAAAGGUUACGACGAGAAUGGCAUACCAAUCCCUCCAAACAACUGGAGAUCUUUCUUUGGUGGACCGGCUUGGACGUUCGAUGAAACUACAAAUGAAUUUUAUUUGCGUCUAUUCGCGACUGGUCAGGCUGAUUUGAAUUGGGAAAACGAAGAUUGCAGAAAAGAAAUUUUUGAGAGUGCGGUUGGAUUCUGGCUCGAUCGUGGUGUGGACGGCUUUAGAAUUGAUACCGCUGGUUUAUACUCAAAACGUCCUGGCUUACCAGACUCUCCGAUCUUUGACAAAACCUCGAAAUUGCAACACCCAAAUUGGGGGUCUCAUAAUGGUCCUAGAAUCCAUGAAUACCACCAAGAGUUACACAAGUUCAUGAAAAAUAGAGUUAAAGAUGGUAGAGAAAUAAUGACAGUAGGUGAAGUUGCUCAUGGAAGCGACAAUGCGUUAUACACCAGUGCAGCCAGAUACGAAAUCAGUGAAGUUUUUUCUUUCACGCACGUCGAUAUUGGCACCUCACCAUUUUUCCGUUACAACAAGGUCCCUUUCACUUUGAAAGAAUGGAAGGAAGCUAUUGCAUCUAACUUCUUGUUUAUCAACGGUACUGACAGUUGGGCUACUACCUAUAUCGAGAACCACGAUCAACCUCGCUCAAUCACGAGAUUUGCUGAUGAUUCACCCAAAUAUCGGACCAUAUCUGGUAAGCUGUUGGCAUUGUUGGAAUGUUCCUUGACAGGAACAUUGUAUGUCUAUCAAGGCCAAGAGUUGGGCCAGAUAAAUCUCAAAAACUGGCCCAUUGAAAAAUACGAGGACGUCGAUGUCAAAACCAAUUACAAUAUCAUCAAAGAAAAGUUUGGCAAGGACUCCAAGGAAAUGAAGGAUUUUCUUGAAGGGAUUGCCUUGGUAUCUAGAGACCAUUCGAGAACCCCCAUGCCAUGGUCUAAAGAUAAACCCAAUUCUGGCUUUACGGGUCCAGACGUCAAGCCCUGGUUCUUCCUGAACGAAUCGUUUCAACAGGGAAUCAAUGUUGAGCAGGAAACGAAAGACAAUGGUUCAGUCCUCAACUUCUGGAGAAGGGCUCUGCAAGCUAGAAAGAAGUAUAACGAUCUUAUGGUUUAUGGUUACGAUUUUCAGUUCAUUGAUUUAGACAGUGACAAAAUCUUUAGUUUCACUAAAGAGUAUGAAGACAAGACGCUGUUUGCAGCCUUAAAUUUCAGUGAUGAAGAAGUUGAAUUCAACUUGCCAAGAGAAGACGCUUCCUUAUCUUUCAUGCUCGGAAAUUACGACGAUGCGGACGCCUCCUCUAGAGUUUUGAAACCUUGGGAAGGUAGACUUUACCUCGUCAAAUAA
Molecule: messenger RNA, 1755 nt
Organism: Saccharomyces mikatae IFO 1815
Lineage: Eukaryota; Fungi; Ascomycota; Saccharomycetes; Saccharomycetales; Saccharomycetaceae
Product: glycoside hydrolase family 13 protein
Exons: 1
Coding region: 1-1755 (584 amino acids)
Biological process (GO): oligosaccharide catabolic process
Molecular function (GO): alpha-amylase activity
Source: RefSeq, a predicted model, not a curated record